This is a messenger RNA of Drosophila grimshawi, 3274 nucleotides long. RefSeq lists its product as uncharacterized. The record is from RefSeq and is a predicted model, not a curated record. NCBI's taxonomy places the organism in Eukaryota, Metazoa, Arthropoda, Insecta, Diptera, Drosophilidae. The coding region runs from base 1131 to 2723 and encodes 530 amino acids. The transcript has 4 exons.
AGUAAAAGAGCAAAAGCAACAAAAACUGUGCCGAUAUCAAAGACAAUACAAUUGCGAUCCCGUUGCUCUCCCUCGGCUAUUAGAGUAUAUAAGCGAGCUCGUAUCAACGAGCUGUGUGCAUUCAGCAUUCGACAUCGAAAUCGAAACAAUCGUUGCUAGAGAAGAGCUCAAUUUUCAGUAGUAUCUCGCCUCUUGUUGGAAACGGAUCAGCAUUGCGGAACAGUGUGAAAAGAAGAGGAAGCGUAUCAAAGUGCAAGUGUAAUCUUUUUUACAGUUAUUUACAUAUGUAUUACCAUAUGUAGUAAUUGAAAAUCAUCAAGCUGACGAAGUGUUAAACAAAAUCCACUUCGAUGUCGAUAAAUUCGCCAAUAUUGUUAAAAAACUGUGACCUGCAUUGAACAGGAAAAGCGUCUACAAAUAAAGAAAAAAAAAACAAAAGAAAACCAUUGAAACAAAGAAAAUCUUAUUAAUUGCUAGCGUAAAUAGCAAAAAAAAAACAUUUACAAAUACAACAACAAAGAAAAACAUUCAAGAGCGGCAGGCAAGCAAUCAAGUUGUUUACUUUUUAGUUCACGUUACGUUAUUUUUUUAAUUUCUUUGGGUUUUCAUACAAAACAAAAACACAAAGUGCAAAACAGUUUGAGAGCAAUUGCUGGCCCCAAACUGUAAAUCGAAGUAAACCCUCAAUUUUUGUUAUUCGUGAAUUUCAACGAAACGCAAAGCAGCAAAUCGCGUGUUUGGAAUAUUCACAAGAAAAUCAAACAAAGCUAAAAAAAAACACCACACCACAGAAGCAACAUUAUUAAUUGGGCUUAGGCCAUUGUAUGGAUCAGUCUAAACUAACGACGAAAUUUGGAGACGAGCCGGAUCUCGUGUUCAACGGAGCGCAGAGCCGGAAUAGUCUGCAGAAUCUUGGUGCCUGCUCAGCGAUAGCCAUUGAGGCCGCAGCCACCACACAGGAAGCAACAUUGAGUCGAAGCAACAAGUCCAACAUUCAACUAGAAGCCACCACAAUCAAUGACUGUGAAAGUGGCUAUGUGCCCACCGUGGGCCGAUGGGGUGCCGAAUGGCCAAGCUGACUCGCCGCUGGCAACGGUGCCGGUGCCGGUCACGGCCACGAUGUGGCAGCAAUGCCAGCCGACGACGUCAACGAUGAUGAUGACGUCGGCAUUGCUGCUGGAGGAGAUGCCGCCGGCCAGCAGCAGCAGCUGGCGGAUGCGAUGCGUGGAUUGGGAUUGACUACGACGACGACAACGACAACCAGCAAGUCGAAGAACACAACUCAUGAGCAUGCUGAGAAGCCAGUCAACAGUUGCACUCAACGCGUCCCCUCAACGUCCAGGCGCACGCCCUCAACAUCCAGUGAGGAUGACGACGACGAAGAAGAUGCUGAGGACGAAGAGGAGGAGCAGCACCAGCAGCAAGAGGAGCAACAGCACUCGUGGUUGCCAAUCGCCGAUCUGACAUCGGUGGCAAACGCAUCGGAUCGUUACUCCGACAUCAUCCAGCUGCUCAGCAGGCAGAAGACCAGCCGCACCUCCCUCGAUCUUGGCAGCAGCAAUUGGGCCAUGGCCGAUGGCUACGAUCUGAGCGCCUACAAUCAGAUCAAUGGCGUCUGGCCGUUGGGUCAUCCGCUGCCGUUGCCCGACUGGGACAGCGCCGUGGAGCCGGCCAAGGAUGUGCUCAUCUUUGAGAAUGUGUGGCAAUAUGAGGAGCUAAACGGCAUUGUGGAGACAGCACUACAGCGGAUGCUCGAGGAGACGCACUAUAAUACGGUGAAUCUGUUCGUGGAUUUCUAUCGCAGCUUCAAGCGCACCCGUCGCUCCGAUCUGCGCAGCUUCUUCCAGUUCUACGAUGUGCCCAUCAAUCGACGCCAUCACAUGUGCGUCUCCCUCGCCUUUGAGAUCAUAGCGCGCUUGGUGCAAAUGUUUCCACAGCUGGGCAACUAUUUGUAUGUGGUGUCCUGCGAGGAGCAGGUGGGCGAUUGCAACGACUAUGUGCUCAUGGAUGAGGAGUAUGGCAUGAAAACCGCCGAUGCGGGCGUCGAAAAGGAGCACGUGAUGGUCGCCAUGCGUUUCGCCAUCGGUGAACGGCGCGGUGUCAUGAUACUUGAUCCCGGCUAUCAUGUCGGACGUGCCGUCACCGUCAUGAACGAUCAGAGCUAUCCACACACAGGCUGGUUCAAUCAAUCGAUGGAGCCACAUUUGCAGCGUGACUACUGCUACAGUUUUAGCCAGCAGAGCGACAAGUUCGUCGAGUGGAAGGAGCGCGAAAUACGUGGAGAUGAGGCCAGCUUCAAGACAUCCUUAAUUUAUAUUGUGCAGGAAUAUAUGACGGCUGUCGAUGUGACUGUGCGCCGUAAUCUGGUGUACAAUUUCCGAUCGUUGCUGUCGCGCGAUGCCAAGGGACGCGUCUACGCCGGCCUCUAUUUCCCGCUGGUGUCCAAUGUGCAGGAGGCGCAUCUGACGCUCUUCUAUGACGGGCCCAACGAGCAGCGUGUGAAGGCCAAGCUAAUGUUUAGCGUCUUCAAGGUGGCAAAGGGCAAGCAAUUGCCGGACUAUGUGUUGCAGCAUCUGGUGAAGUUGGCGCCACAGAUGAACAUGUCGCAGCUGGAGCUGACGGAGCUGUGCAAAUCGCUGUGUGAAGUUGUCUCCGAUCAGAAUUUCAUCGGUCAGGUGUUGGCCAUCAAUGAUGACAUCAACGUCAUGUCCAUGGAGAAUUGACAGUUAAAGCAGCCUAAGAAUGCCGCUGCAGCAACGCCGCCAACCACCAACAAGGACAACAGCAAGGAGCAAUCUAACGAAGCAGCUGCACCUUAGACAUUUGAAAGUUAAAAAUGAAUAACAAAAUAACUUUAAACAAAUUUACAACACACACUUUUCCCUUUCCAAAACAAAAAUGAAUUAUUAAUUUGUAUAGCAACUAGAUACAUGCACUCACAACAAAUAUAUUUCAAUUUAGUAAUAUAACCUACUCAUAUUAAACAACAAAUUCUAUAUACAAACAUUAUAUAAACACAACAAAACAAAUACACUUAUACACAAAAUACACUUAUAAAUCCCUCGUAUAAUUUCGUAACUUAAUUCAAAGAGUUUGUACGAGCAAUAUAUAUUUAGAUCUUCAUUUGUGCUUGGCUCUCAUUUCGAUUUCUUCAACUUAUAAUAAUCAAUUUAAACUAUGCAAGAACAACAUUAGUUGAUAUAAUUAUUUUAUUAUAUGCACCGUACAAUUUCUUUUGUUUACUUAAUAAAUGCAAAAUCAGCUAGCUUAAAAA